AUGACCAACUCCGUCUCGUCGGCACAGCUCUUUGCGGCCCUCAGAGCCCGGCGGUCCGUAUACGCCAUCAAGCCCAGCUCGCCCAUCUCCGACUCUGCCAUCCGCGAGCUGGUCGAGGCGGCGAUCCACCUCGCUCCGACAGCAUAUAAUUCACAGACGCCGCGCAUCGCCCUCGUGUUUGGCGACAAGCACAAGCGCGUAUGGGACGCCAUGUGGAUCGAGAACCAGAAGACGUUCCCUGAUGCCGAGUUCGAGGCGGCACAGCGCAAAAAGUGGGAGAAUGGGUUCAUGAGCGGUUAUGGGAGUAUUGUGUUCUUCGAUGACAGGAAGACACUCGAGGAGUUCAUUGCCAAGAUGCCACACCGCAAGGUCGAGCUUACGGCGUGGAGCAAGAACGGCACGGGCAUCCUCCAACACACAGUUUGGACUGCGCUGGCGGCGGAGGGACUCGGGGCUAGUCUGCAGCACUUUCCCCAGAUUUCAACGACGGCCGACGCCGCACUGCGCAAGGUCAUCGACGUUCCUGAGGAGUGGGAGUGCACGGCCAUCAUGCCGUUCGGUGAGAUCGUGCAGCACCCUGCCGAGAAGCCCAAGCUGCCCGUCUCGGAGCUCGUCAAGGUCUUCGACUAG
This is a messenger RNA of Cutaneotrichosporon cavernicola, 630 nucleotides long. RefSeq lists its product as uncharacterized. The coding region runs from base 1 to 630 and encodes 209 amino acids. Lineage: Eukaryota; Fungi; Basidiomycota; Tremellomycetes; Trichosporonales; Trichosporonaceae. Gene Ontology annotation, molecular function: oxidoreductase activity. The record is from RefSeq and is a predicted model, not a curated record. Gene Ontology annotation, biological process: cellular response to oxidative stress. The transcript has 3 exons.